This is a messenger RNA of Episyrphus balteatus (marmalade hoverfly), 1698 nucleotides long. Its product is annotated as cysteine desulfurase, mitochondrial-like. The coding region runs from base 111 to 1484 and encodes 457 amino acids. Gene Ontology annotation, molecular function: cysteine desulfurase activity; pyridoxal phosphate binding. Lineage: Eukaryota; Metazoa; Arthropoda; Insecta; Diptera; Syrphidae. Gene Ontology annotation, biological process: [2Fe-2S] cluster assembly. The record is from RefSeq and is a predicted model, not a curated record. The transcript has 6 exons. Gene Ontology annotation, cellular component: cytosol; mitochondrion; nucleus.
UCUUCCUCUUGCGCUAGCUGCAUCAUCAUAAAAAAGAAAACUUGUCGUUCCGCGAAACCGACGAAUUAUUUUUGUGAAGUGAAAAUAACUUUGAAAAUUUUCCGUAAAAAAUGAUGCAACGAAUUACAUUGUUGCCCAAAAGGCUUAACAAUUUUGAAACUAUAAAAAAUAUAAAUCGAUUGGGAAUGGUAAAUGUAAAUGGCAUUCGCUAUGCAUCAAAUGCACCAAAAGAAUUAAAGAAAGAAAAAGAAGAUAAACCAUUUAUUCAACCGGAAAGAAGACCCUUGUAUUUGGAUGCACAAGCUACAACUCCAAUGGAUCCCCGUGUUUUGGAUGCAAUGCUACCCUACCUGACCCAUCAAUAUGGCAAUCCACAUUCUCGUAAUCAUUAUUAUGGUUGGGAAUCUGAGAAAGCUGUAGAAAUUGCACGCGAACAGAUUGCCAAUCUAAUUGGAGCCGAUCCCAGAGAAAUUAUAUUCACUUCAGGUGCAACUGAGUCGAAUAACAUCGCUAUUAAGGGUGUUGCAAGAUUUUAUGGUGAAAAGAAAAAUCAUGUAAUCACAACACAAACAGAACACAAGUGUGUAUUGGAUUCAUGUCGUGCUUUGGAAGCCGAAGGAUUCAACGUAACCUAUUUGCCGGUCAAAACAAAUGGAAUCAUCGACCUGAAAGACCUUGAAGAGGCAAUUACCCCACAGACAGCUUUGGUAUCUAUUAUGACUGUACACAAUGAAAUUGGUGUUCGACAACCCCUCACAGAUAUCAGUUCAAUUUGCAAGGCCAACAAAAUUCUAUUCCACACAGAUGCCGCUCAAGCUGUUGGCAAAAUUCCCAUUGAUGUCCACAAAGAAAACAUAAACUUAAUGUCGAUUUCGGGCCAUAAAAUUUAUGGUCCCAAAGGAAUCGGUGCAUUGUAUGUGGGUAGAAAGCCACGUGUACGUCUUGUACCAAUUCAAAGUGGUGGCGGACAAGAGCGUGGCUUGAGAAGUGGAACUGUACCAGCACCCUUAGCUGUUGGCAUGGGAGCUGCAUGUGAAAUUGCAAGGCAAGAAAUGCAACAUGACACGAAAUGGGUUGAAUUUUUAUCCAAGAGAUUAUUUGAUAAAAUAAUGCAAGGUUUGCCACAUGUCAUUCGAAAUGGUGAUCCUGAACACACAUAUCCAGGAUGUUUGAAUUUAUCAUUUGCCUAUGUUGAGGGUGAAUCUUUGUUGAUGGCUCUGAAAGAUGUUGCAUUGUCAAGUGGAUCAGCGUGUACAUCGGCUUCAUUGGAACCGUCAUAUGUACUGAGAGCAAUUGGAACAGAUGAUGAUUUGGCGCAUAGUUCAAUAAGAUUCGGUAUUGGAAGGUUUACAACACUUGAGGAAAUAGACUACACGGCCGAAAAAUGCAUAAAUCAAGUGAAGAAAUUACGUGAAAUGUCACCACUCUGGGAAAUGGUACAAGAAGGCAUUGACUUGAAGUCAAUUGUAUGGGCUCAGCACUAAAUUUGUUACACUCUUUAGUUCCUUUCCAUUUUUAUUACGAAUCAUACACACUAAAUGCUCCACCACAAAAAAAAAAAAAGAAGAUUAAAAGACAAUAGUCAACAGAAAAAAAAACAAAAAGAAUGAAUGAAUGAACCAUUUAAUUGACAAAACGAUAUAACGAAUGGCUUCGAAUAACAGAAUGUUUUGAUUACUGUGUAUUUUCUUUUUUUUA